AUGCUCGCCGCUAAACCGGCACUCACUUACGCGGCCGACGUCGCGGGGCUAGUCCAAGGCCGCUCCACGCCUGUCUCCCGCGCCGUCCUCGCACCGCUAAUCACACGGUCCACGCCCGCCGAGGACCUGGCGUUGGACUCAAUCUGUCGUCAGGGAGAGUGUUCUACAGACAGCUUCGUUCGUUCUCAUGCAAUCUGCCCUAAGAUGGAGUCCCAGCGCGUGCAUCAGGCUGGGACUCGAGGACCGAAGCAAUCAUCCCGUGCUGCAUUAAGUGUGACCGAGCAGCGUGGGAAGAUGCACAUUCCGAGGCUGCUCCAGUGCCAAGAACUCCUGGAGGAUUUUAGCACCGAGUUUCAGGCAGAAGCAGAUGUUUGGAGUGGUGUUAACAUGAGGAGGAAUCCACUUGCUUGUAGACUUCCACUUCCACACAGUCUGAACUUGCUAGUUCCAGGACCAGGUGACAUGGUGGACCAGCGACCCGCUUCGGGUUCUGGAACCGAUUACUGCGCCCAGACGGACCAAUCAGAUAAGGCCGUUCCAGCGACCGCAGAGGGUCACGGGCGAGGGGUCGGAUUCCAGGAUCUCUUCUGCAAAGUUCCAGGGCUAAAGCGUCCCGGCUGUGACCGGCGCGGCGUCCUUUGCGUGGGCGAUGACACGCUGACUCCCAUCUUCUUACAAUUGUUCGCCAGAGGAGUCGGGAAGAUAUCCAUCGCCACGUCCGCCUCGACCUUUCACUAUCCCAGGCCCGUGGAUUUGGGAAAAGAAGCCGACUACAACAAGCCUUCGUUGCGCGAAGAAGGUUCCGCCCAGCCGCUGCGGAUUGACGAUAAUUUCUGCGGCCACGACUUCAACCAGCCUCUGGGGGGCACCACCACCAUCGAGGGCGUCCCGCUGUACGUGGACAAGGAGGACGGCAUGACCUCCGUGGCGGCCUACGACUACCGGGGACACACGGUGGCGUUCAUGGGCACUCGCGGCGGACGCAUGAAAAAGGUCCUGGUCACCUCCAGCAGCCAGCCAGCUCUGCUCUAUGAAAAUGUCCUGGUGAGCGACGGCAGCCCCGUCCUGCAAGACCUGCUCUUCAGCCCCGACCACCAGCACCUGUACACCCUCAGCGAUAAACAGGUCACACGGGUGCCGGUGGAGAGCUGCCAGCAGUACACUUCCUGCGAGGCGUGCCUGGGGUCCGGGGACCCUCACUGCGGCUGGUGUGUGCUGCACAACAUAUGUUCUAGAAAGGACCACUGCGAGCGCGCCGAGGAGCCUCAGCGUUUCACUACCAGAGUGGAUCAGUGCGUCCGACUCUCCGUCCAACCCGACACCGUCUCGGUCACCAUGUCUGAAGUGCAGCUGGUGCUUCAGACCCAGAAUGUGCCCAGUCUGUCGGCGGGAGUCAACUGUUCAUUUGGGGGCUACGUGGAAACCGAAGGACGCAUCUACGGCGGCCGGAUCUUCUGCUUGUCGCCCUCUGCUAAAGAAGUAGCGCCAAUCACGCACAACCAAGGCGACCAGCGUGUGAUUAAACUCCACCUGAGGUCCAAGGAGACGGCCAAGACGUUUGCCAGCGUGGAUUUCAUCUUCUACAACUGCAGCGUGCACAGAUCGUGUCUGUCUUGUGUGGACGGCAAGUUCCCGUGUCACUGGUGCAAAUAUCGCCACAUGUGCACGCAGGACGCCAGCGACUGCUCCUUUCAGGAGGGACGCGUCAACACCUCACAGGAGUGUCCUCAAAUCCUGCCCUCCACUCAGAUCUAUAUCCCCGCCGGAGUUAUGAGGCCAAUCACGCUGCUGGCUCAGAACCUGCCUCAGCCGCAAUCCGGGCAGAGGAACUACGAGUGCAUGUUUCACAUCCAAGGCAACACGCUCAGUGUCCCCGCCCUCAGGUUCAACAGCAGCAGCAUCCAGUGCCAGAAGAUCAUAUACGACUACGAGGGCGGCGACGUCGGCGACCUGCCCGUCGAUCUGUCCGUGGUGUGGAACGGAAACUUCGUCAUCGACAACCCCUUCGACAUCCAAGCCCACCUGUACAAGUGCCGGGCACUGCGGGACAGCUGCGGCAUGUGUCUGAAGGCGGACCCCAGGUUCGAGUGCGGCUGGUGCGUCCAGGACAGGAAAUGCUCCCUUAGACAGGAGUGUGCCCUCGCGGGAAAUUCUCACCCGCUGCUGCAGUUCAGCGACGUGGGCGGCUGGAUGCACGCUGCAUCUGGCAACAGCCGAUGCUCUCACCCCAAAAUCACCAAGUUGUUUCCGGACACGGGACCUCGCCAAGGAGGCACCAGGAUGACCAUCGUCGGAGAGAACCUGGGUCUGCACUUCAGGGACAUCCAGUCGGGCGUCAGGUUAGGCAAGGUGCCCUGCGUCCCCAUCGAGGAGGAGUACCUGAGCGCUGAGAGGAUAGUGUGUCAGCUCAAUGACGCGACAGGAUACAGGGUCCAAGAGGCUCAGGUGGAGGUGUGUGUGAGGGACUGUGUCAACGACUACAGAGCUCUGUCCCCCAGGCCCUUCACGUUUGUGACGCCGUUCUUCACUCGCAUCCAGCCUUCCCAGGGACCUAUUUCGGGGGGCACCAGAGUGACCAUCGAGGGGAGCUACCUCAACGCGGGCAGCUCCGUUUCUGUCAGCAUCGGGCUGCAACCCUGCCUCUUUAAAAAGAGGAACGCCCAUGAGAUCGUGUGCGUAACGCCAGCUGGCCUGGCACCAGGAAGCGCGCCCGUCCUGGUGGACAUAGACGACGCGGAGCUCAGAAACCCGGAGGUCAAGUUUAACUACACCGAGGACCCCACCGUGCUCAAGAUUGAACCCGACUGGAGCAUCGCCAGUGGUGGAACUCUGCUUACAGUGAGCGGAACCAACCUGGCAACCAUCAGAGAGCCAAAGAUCAGGGCCAAAUAUGGGCAGGCGGAGUCUUUUCAUAACUGCACAGUAUACAACAACUCCGUGAUGGUCUGCCUAGCUCCGUCCGUGGCCGAGUCCCAGCUGGGCUUUUCUGAAACCGGCACGGGUCCGGAUGAGAUCGGGUUUUACAUGGACAAUGUGAACGCUUUGGUGGUGGUCAACGAGACUUUCAGCUACUACCCCGACCCCGUGUUCGAACCGCUCAGCUCCAACGGGAUCCUGGAGCUCAAACCAACAUCUCCGCUCAUACUCAAGGGUCGUAACCUGAUCCCGGCAGCCCCGGGUAACAGUCGCCUGAACUACACGGUGCUGAUUGGGGAGACUCCCUGCAUCCUCACCCUGUCUGAGAGCCAGCUACUCUGCGAGUGGCCCAACCUCACCGGACAACAUAAAGUCACGAUCCGAGCCGGCGGGUUUGAGUACUCCCCCGGUACUCUCCACAUUUACUCGGAUAGCCUGCUGACUCUGCCUGCCAUCAUCGGGAUCGGAGGGGGCGGCGGGAUGCUCCUGUUGGUCAUCAUCGCCGUGCUCAUAGCUUAUAAGAGGAAAUCCAGAGAUGCGGAUCGCACCCUGAAGCGUCUUCAGCUGCAGAUGGACAACCUGGAGUCCAGAGUGGCCCUGGAAUGUAAAGAAGCCUUUGCUGAACUCCAGACAGACAUCCACGAGCUCACCCAAGAACUGGACGGAGCCGGAAUUCCCUUCCUGGACUAUCGGACGUAUGCGAUGAGGGUCCUAUUCCCGGGCAUUGAGGACCACCCUGUGCUCAAGGAGAUGGAGGUACGGGUGCAGGCAAAUGUGGAGAAAGCUCUGACGCUGUUUGGCCAGUUGCUGACAAAGAAGCACUUCCUGUUGACUUUCAUACGGACGCUGGAGGCCCAGAGGUCGUUUUCCAUGCGGGACCGAGGCAACGUGGCGUCUCUGAUCAUGACCGCCCUGCAGGGGGAGAUGGAGUACGCCACAGGGGUCCUCAAACAACUUCUGUCUGACCUGAUCGAAAGGAACUUGGAGAGUAAAAAUCAUCCCAAGCUGCUUCUCAGGAGAACAGAGUCGGUUGCUGAGAAAAUGCUGACCAACUGGUUCACGUUCCUCCUGUAUAAGUUCCUCAAGGAGUGUGCGGGCGAGCCUCUUUUCAUGCUCCACUGUGCCAUCAAGCAGCAGAUGGAGAAAGGACCCAUAGACGCCAUCACCGGAGAGGCUCGCUACUCUCUGAGCGAGGACAAGCUCAUCAGGCAGCAGAUUGACUACAAAACGCUGACUUUGCACUGCGUGAACCCCGAGAACGAGAACGCGGCGGAGGUGACUGUGAAGUGUCUGAACUGUGACACCGUCACUCAGGUCAAGGAGAAACUCCUGGAUGCGGUCUACAAGGGCAGCCCCUACUCACUCAGGCCCAAAGCUUCUGACAUGGACUUGGAAUGGCGUCAAGGCAGAAUGGCUCGGAUUAUUCUGCAGGACGAAGACGUGACGACAAAGAUCGACAACGACUGGAAGAGACUCAACACGCUGGCUCACUAUCAGGUUACAGAUGGCUCAGUGAUCGCUCUGGUGCCAAAGCAGAACUCUGCCUAUAACAUCUCCAAUUCAUCCACCUUCACCAAGAGCCUCAGUAGAUACGAGAGCAUGCUGAGAACUGCCAGCAGUCCAGACAGCCUGCGAUCACGCACACCCAUGAUCACCCCUGACCUGGAGAGUGGGACUAAGUUGUGGCAUCUGGUGAAGAACCACGACCACUCGGACCAGCGGGAGGGCGAUCGGGGCAGCAAGAUGGUGUCUGAGAUCUACCUGACCAGACUCCUGGCUACAAAAGGCACCCUGCAGAAGUUUGUGGACGACCUCUUUGAGACCAUCUUCAGCACGGCACACAGAGGCAGCGCUCUGCCGCUGGCCAUCAAGUACAUGUUUGACUUCCUGGACGAGCAAGGCGACAAACACUCCAUCACAGACCACGACGUACGGCACACCUGGAAGAGCAACUGCCUCCCACUGAGGUUCUGGGUCAACGUGAUCAAGAACCCGCAGUUUGUCUUCGACAUCCAAAAGAACAGCAUCACGGACGCGUGCCUGUCUGUGAUCGCCCAGACCUUCAUGGACUCCUGCUCCACGUCCGAACACAAACUGGGGAAAGACUCACCGUCCAACAAACUCCUCUAUGCUAAAGACAUCCCCAACUACAAGAACUGGGUGGAAAGGUACUACUCGGACAUCUCCCGUAUGCCCGCCAUCAGCGACCAGGACAUGAGCGCCUACCUGGCAGAGCAGUCCCGCCUGCACCUCAGCCAGUUCAACAGCAUGUCUGCACUGCACGAGAUCUACUCCUACAUCGUCAAGUACAAAGACGAGAUCCUGUCGGCGUUGCAGAAAGACGAGCAAUCGCGGCGACAGAGGCUACGCGGCAAGCUGGAGCAGGUCAUCGACACCAUGGCGCUGACCAGCUGAGGGUCACAGCGGUGGAACGCUGGCCAACAACGCCUUCCUUCCCAGACGCUCAUCAACCGGACGAACAACAAAAAGUCAACUUAGUCCGUUCAACCAAGAGACGGCAGAGGUGCGAUCGAAAUGGCCGAAGUCCGCUUUUUUUUAUUUCAAACUGAGCUGCGAACCAAGCCUGGAUUGAACCAAAUUGAGCGAACGCGCAACAGUCCGUGUUGACUCCGGUCCAGCAGAGGGCAGUGGUUCUUUGGCCCCAACCAGGACCUAAACCAGGGCGGAAGGAACCAGGAUACUUGAUCCCGUUUGGGGAGAAUCCCUUUCCUGUUGCCAUUAUCAGGGUGGACACGCGAAGGAGGAAGAACUGAUGACAGACUCCCAACCAUUCGGGACUUCCUGCUUCCGGUUGAUCUGCCAUUUCCUUCCCUCCCCACCACACUGCCUCCUGCCGCUCAUGUUACUGCUGAAUUUGCACAACAAAAGCUAAAUCAAAAGAGAGCAAAGGAUAUAUGAACACAUUUAUAAAUAUAUAAAUACGAGCCUCUGUUUGCGUUGAGAGAGAUGUUCUUUUUGUUUUAAUGUAUACAAAAAAAACGAUAGGUUUGACAGGAUUUGAUAUUUCCACGUAGAAAAUGUGAAAACUUCAAAAGAAAAGAAAAAAAAAAAAAAGCAACACAAGCUGAAGUUGCGUGCCAUGUUUUACUUUGAAUGUUGUUUAGUGCAAAGAGACUUUUACUUUUACUUCGAUGAAAUGUGUUAUAAAAAUGUUGUCAUUCUUAUUAGUCAGACUUUAAGGGGGGAGAAAAUAUGUGAAUGGGGAAAACUGGACUCAAAAUUGCAGAAGCUUUCUAUGUUUAAUGCGGUACUCCAUGCUAGUCGACCCACAGCCAUCUUCUUCCACAAAAUCCAGCCAUGAAUCCAUUUGAUUUACAAGCCCCUUGUACACAGAGAGAUGCUCAUCAGGUCUGCACUUUCACAUGCAGGACGAAUACAUUUCAUGGACACCAAUUCAUGGAUGAAUACAUCUCAUGGACACCACACUUCAUGGACAGCACUUCAUGGACACCAAUUCAUGGAUGAAUACAUUUCAUGGACACCACACUUCAUGGACACCACACUUCAUGGACACCACACUUCAUGGAUGAAUACAUCUCAUGGACACCACACUUCAUGGACAACACUUCAUGGACACCAAUUCAUGGAUGAAUACAUUUCAUGGACACCACACUUCAUGAACAACACUUCAUGGACACCACACUUCAUGGACACCAAUUCAUGGAUGAAUACAUUUCAUGGACACCACACUUCAUGAAGAACACUUCAUGGACACCAAUUCAUGGAUGAAUAAAUUUCAUGGACACCACUUCAUGGACAGACUUCAUGGACACCACACUUCAUGGACACCACACUUCACGGACACCAAUUCAUGGAUGAAUAAAUUUCAUGGACACCACACUUCAUGGACACCACACUUCACGGACACUAAUUCAUGGAUGAAUACAUUUCAUGGACACCACACUUCAUGAACAACACUUCAUGGAUGAAUAAAUUUCAUGGACACCACACUUCAUGGACAGACUUAAUGGACACCACACUUCAUGAACAACACUUCAUGGACACCAAUUCAUGGAUGAAUAAAUUUCAUGGACACCACACUUCAUGGACACCAAUUCAUGGAUGAAUAAAUUUCAUGGACACCACACUUCAUGGACAACACUUCAUGGACACCAAUUCAUGGACACCACACUUCAUGGACAGACUUAAUUGACACCACACUUCAUGAACAACACUUCAUGGACACCAAUUCAUGGAUGAAUAAAUUUCAUGGACACCACACUUCAUGGACACCAAUUCAUGGAUGAAUAAAUUUCAUGGACACCACACUUCAUGGACAGACUUAAUGGACACCACACUUCAUGGACACCAAUUCAUGGAUGAAUAAAUUUCAUGGACACCACACUUCAUGGACAGACUUAAUGGACACCACACUUCAUGAACAACACUUCAUGGACACCACACUUCAUGGACACCAAUUCAUGGAUGAAUAAAUUUCAUGGACACCACACUUCAUGGACAGACUUAAUGGACACCACACUUCACGGACACCAAUUCAUGGACACCACACUUCAUGGACACCACACUUCAUGGACACCAAUUCAUGGAUGAAUACAUUUCAUGGACAACAACCCACGAUUGCUAGGCUGUCUGAGUUAACCCAUACAUACAAUUUAUCACCAAAAGAAAUGUAUAAACGCUGAUUAAUCAUGCAAAUUAGUCGGAGGAUUAAUCGCAGACGUUAGAUGAAGUUAAAGUACCAAUGAUUGUCUCACACACACAAGUUGUGUGGUGAAAUUUAUCCUCUGCAUUUGACCCAUCACCCUUGUUCACCGUCUGGGAGGUGAGGGGAGCAGUGAGCAGCAGCGGUGGCCGCGCCCGGGAAUAAUUUUUUGGGGUGAUUUAACCCCCAAUUUCAACCCUUGAUGCUGAGUGCCAAGCAGGGAGGUAUCAGGUCCCAUUUUUAUAAUCUUUGGUAUGACUCAGCCUGGGGUUUGAACUCACAACCUACCCAUCUGAGGGCGGACACUCUAACCACUAGGCCUCGCGAGCAAAUUUAACUUCAAAAUAAAACUACUUUUAAGGCGCAUUCAAGCAAAAUAUGUUUGUGGAUUAUGACAACAAAAUCGCAUUAACCGCGAAUUGAAUUGUAAUUACUCUGAUGUGAAAUUGAUGCUUUGACAGCACUGCUUUCAACACAACAGGACCCCACUGUCACUAUUGACGUAGAAUAAGUUACUACCUCGUACGGCGGAACACUUUGUGUCUACGUUCUAUAUCCACGCUGUUUGUGCAGAACAGCAACCUGGCUAAAAAUAAAUAAAAAAGGCUGUGUAAAAGGGGCUACUGACUCAGUCUAUAUUAAAUAGAACUUUGGUACCUCGGGUGUGUUCGCUCGCGACACCGUUUGCAGUAAACGGGACAGGAAGUGAUUCUCGAGACAGUUUCAGUUGACUAGCAGGCAGGUGAUGUUUGUGAAGGUAAAGGUGGGAUCGUGUCAUCGAUUUAAGUAAACUCAAAUAUCGUACUAAAGUCAUCCUAUUACAGUUCAGUCAAGACCAAUUAAUUGUUUUGAUGGGAGCAUGAAUCCAGUACAGCGGUUUACAGUUCACAAGAUAGUGAAUUGAAGUUUUCUAUUGGCUUUAAACUAUUCUCCUCAAAAUGAUUGAGGUCUACAUUGUUGAAAGACGCCUGUGAUCAGGUCGUUGUGUUCUCAGGGCGUUGAUUCCACAACAACUGGACUCUUCUGAUUGUUUGACCUGCGUCAGCCGUCCCAGAGGCUUUAUAGUUUCAUGCUGAAAGUGUUUAUCCCUACUCCGACAACAACAGGUUAACUAUCUUGUUAAGGCUGUUAAGAUACACAGAAGAAAAGCCUCUGCCAGCAGGACAAUAGUCUUUAGGUCAAAAGGGAGUGAUGGUGAGUCCAUAAAGCAGUUGAGAACCACUGAUCUGUCCUCUUACUUAACUUCCUGACCUUGCUUGGUUCAGUUCUUACAAAGUGAACCGGCGAUUUUGUAAGGUUUCAUUGUUCUCAACCCAACACCAGGAUCUGUUUUAGACAAAGAAAUAUUUGAUUUUUUACUCCAAUCUGCAGUUGAAACUAAUGCUUUGAUUCCACUCUUGAAAUGUGAAUGUGCUUUGUGAAAAGAUUCUGAAAUGUACUUUUACUCUUUUUUUCUUUUGACAUGUUGCAGGCCUUUUCUCUUACUUCAUUUUGUGGUUUUUAUGAGGGUUGAAAAGAAACAAGUUUCCAGUACGCACCUGUGGGUAUUUGAACCCGUUCUCUGUAGAAUUGAGUAGGAUAUUAAUUAAACUUUUUAAUACCCAGAUAGCGUCUUCAGUAAUGCGGACGUUGUACCGGUCCGUUGUGGUGAAGAAGGAGCUGAGCCGGAAGGCAAAGCUCUCAAUUUACCGGUCGAUCUACGUUCCCAUCCUCACCUAUGGUCAUGAGCUUUGGGUCAUGACCGAAAGGAUAAGAUCACGGGUACAAGCGGCCGAAAUGAGUUUCCUCCGCCGUGUGGCGGGGCUCUCCCUUAGAGAUAGGGUGAGAAGCUCUGCCAUCCGGGAGGAACUCAAAGUAAAGCCGCUGCUCCUUCACAUCGAGAGGAGCCAGAUGAGGUGGUUCGGGCAUCUGGUCAGGAUGCCACCCGAACGCCUCCCUAGGGAGGUGUUUAGGGCACGUCCAACCGGUUGGAGGCCACGGGGAAGACCCAGGACACGUUGGGAAGACUAUGUCUCCCGGCUGGCCUGGGAACGCCUCGGGAUCCCCCGGGAAGAGCUGGACGAAGUGGCUGGGGAGAGGGAAGUCUGGGUUUCCCUGCUUAGGCUGUUGCCCCCGCGACCCGACCUCGGAUAAGCGGAAGAUGAUGGAUGGAUACCCAGAUAGUGUUUUUAGUAGAGCAUGUUUGUGGAUUAAAAGGCUUUUUUUUUUUUUUUUAGUUCAAACAUUGUACGGGGCUUCACAUUUUUGUACCGUUUUCUACUGAAUUCUACGGAGAACGCGGUCAAGUUACGGCAGAAGACCUUUUUUUUUAUUUUUUUUUUGCAAGAAAGUUGUAAUCCUGGUUUCUAGCAGACCAAUGUAAAUCCUGUAAGUGAUUGUUUUGCAAAGUAGAGCACAAGACCAGACUGCAUCGACAAACAUGUCCCAUGAGCUUUGAAAUGAAUGGAGAUCCUCUCUUAAUGUUCCAAUUGAUCGAAGGCACAGUUCUUUCAAUGAAUUUGAAGAAAAUGAGAAA
Nerophis ophidion (straightnose pipefish) is the source of this 10115-nucleotide messenger RNA. Its product is annotated as plexin-A1-like. Gene Ontology annotation, cellular component: semaphorin receptor complex. The transcript has 37 exons. The record is from RefSeq and is a predicted model, not a curated record. The coding region runs from base 1 to 5331 and encodes 1776 amino acids. Gene Ontology annotation, molecular function: protein binding; semaphorin receptor activity. Gene Ontology annotation, biological process: regulation of GTPase activity; positive regulation of axonogenesis; negative regulation of cell adhesion. Lineage: Eukaryota; Metazoa; Chordata; Actinopteri; Syngnathiformes; Syngnathidae.